Molecule: messenger RNA, 1773 nt
Organism: Suillus discolor
Lineage: Eukaryota; Fungi; Basidiomycota; Agaricomycetes; Boletales; Suillaceae
Product: SHQ1 protein-domain-containing protein
Exons: 7
Coding region: 195-1586 (463 amino acids)
Biological process (GO): box H/ACA snoRNP assembly
Cellular component (GO): nucleoplasm; cytoplasm
Source: RefSeq, a predicted model, not a curated record
CACGAGUCAUCACACAUGACUCUGAAACUUGUUUUGAUUUCACCAUCCAAACUCCGAGCAACAAAUCGUGGCUACUAGUCGAGAAAACCGUCUAGAUCAGAUCCUAGGAUCAGAUAUAUUCACCGGGUCUUUCACAAAACUUGAAUAGCCGUCGCUUUCUCGGUGUUUCAAGUUGACUCGGAGGUCGUCGCAACAUGAUAACUCCGCGAUUUCACUGUACCCAAACUCUUGAAGCAGUGGUAGUAUCAAUCUAUUGCCCAUCAGUAAGAGCCUCUGAUGUGGAGAUCAACGUCGAUGAAACUUUGUUGACCGUUCAUAUCAACCCUUACUUUCUUCGUAUAAACUUUCCUCAUUCGGUUCUCGAAGACGACCAAUCCUCUGCAACCUAUGAUCCAAGCAGUGGAUAUUUAACAGUUACACUGACUAAAGAGGUCAAGGGACAAGAAUUCCCUGACUUGGACUUACUAGCAAAGCUACUGGCUCCCCGUCAUGUCGAAGUUCCAAAACAACCGGCCAUAGAAGUCAUCGGGUCUGAGGCUUCAUCACAAAGCGAGCUGGAAGAACUUGUGGAUUUAACUGAUGCAAUCUCGCUCGAACAACGGGAAAUAUUGGAAGCUGCUGACAAUGACUGGCAGUUUCCCCAGACUAUCGCAGGAUCCUCUUCCCCAUUACAGCUAUCCACAAAGAGAUACUAUGGGUUCUUGGAUAUGUACACAGGGUACUUCACCCACGUCGCUCACACAGAAAAUGAUGUCAAUGAACUUGGGAGUGAGGCUGAGAGUUACUUACCAGAAGAACGACGAGCGAAAAGAUUGCAACACGAAGAGAAAAAAUGGGAUGAAGAGCAUUACAUGGCGGACUAUAUGGAUGAUGAAUACAUCCAAGAACUUCUUGCCUGGGAAGAUCCCGGGCUCAGAGAUGCCGAAUGUAUAUUCACCGAGAGCGAGAACAUGACGAUGCUCAAUUUACCGCGCAAAGAAUACUUGCCGACAGCAUUACAGCAGCGAAACCUGUAUCUGACACUGUUGACCUUGUUAUUUGCAUAUGCCUAUGACAGGCGCACGACACAGCAUGACCCUACCCCUGAAAGCGCUUGGACAAUUUGCUCACUCAUCCCUGCGUUCUCAGCGCUGGAUCCCCCUCCAUACCUAUCUUCAGAAAACGUUCCUCUGUCUAUCCCCACGCCGGGGUUCACCGAUCAUGAUCUCGCUUCAGCUUUGAUGCCGUCUUAUCGGCGUUCCCUUGCGUUCCCUCUCUAUCGCUCUUUCGCAAUGGCCGAUGCUUGUCGGAAUGAUGUAGCAGCUAUUUUGGCAAAAGGCAGAAGAAUGAUCACGCGCUACUUAUUAGAGAUGAAACACGUUUUGGACCAUCAUGAAGUGUAUUACGUGUAUAACAAAAUCUGGGUCGAUGAUUUCUGCGUUUGGAUCCAAGCGUCUGCGAGCGAUGAGAUUAUAUUAGACAUCGCACAGCAAUUGAAAGUUUUGGCCAUUACGAAAUCGAUGAUUGGCUGGAACAUUGAGAAUUUAGAAGAUGCGGCCCUUGUGGAUACCACUAGCAGCGACAGCGACAACGAGUCCUCCGAAUGACCUAAUAUGGAGUGUUCAAGCUGUGACACACUAUCCCAACUGGCACAGCGUAAACAUGUUUCGCUGGCGGUUGAAACAUGAACCAAAUUCGUGCGACUUUCGGACCUACGGUGAUCGCCAAUUUAAAACACGUUUUAUUGGAGUGUACAACCUUGCACAAUACAAAUAACUUUUUGGUGACAGAGAA